This is a messenger RNA of Drosophila kikkawai, 840 nucleotides long. RefSeq names its product ell-associated factor Eaf. Lineage: Eukaryota; Metazoa; Arthropoda; Insecta; Diptera; Drosophilidae. The record is from RefSeq and is a predicted model, not a curated record.
ACAUAUAAUAGAAUAAUGAGAAAUGUCAGUUCAUUUUUCAGCGAACUGUAAAGCUGGGGCUUCCAAACACUCUUCUCUGCUAAUCUCGGCUUUGAAAUCAGCCAACAGCUGUUCCUUCCCUGCUGCUCAGUGUCCGUCGUCUGUUCGUCUAGUCAGUUUAUGGGCGAUAAAACUCUGGCGCUCCGAAAGAGACAACGAAAUAUAUAUACAUAUAUGGGGGCUUCAGCCAGAUAACGAUAUAACCAGCAGCGGCAGUGGUACCGAAAAACAGUCGAGUUUUCGAGUUCGCUGAGUUUACACGAACCACAAAGGCUUUGAAGUCACUAUACCAUCCCGAAGCUAUCAUCAUGUUGAAGAUUAUUGUUUUUGCCAUACUUUUCGUGGCCGUGGCUUUGGCCAUGCAGCCCCUAAACGAGGAUAACCAACGGAAUCAUCAUCUGAACCACAAGCGUCAGCUGUCGCAGCACCAUCACAAGCAUCUCGAGGAGAAGCAUCAUGGACUUAAGGAGUCUCACAAGCCAGGAAAGCAUUUACCCCACCUGGCAGCUCACAAAAUCCAGGCCAAAUCCACCUCCCAGAGGAAGGGCAGGCAGGCCCAUUCGGAGCAUGGUCACAGCAAGAGCCACCAUCAAAAGCAUCAGAAGAGCCACCAUUCCUCCAGCAGGAAGGCCAGAUCCAAUUCCAAGCACCACCACAAACGCCACGCAGGAUCGCGUCGCCACUAGAGAGAGGAGCUUUACGGCCGAGUUGAUUCCUAUUUAAAUCCUUACUUACUUAUGUGUAUGUAAGCUGUACCCUUCCGUAUGCCAAAAAUAAUAAAAGCAGAGCUCUAAAAGUCAA